CCCAGGAUAACACAGCGCUGAGGGACUGCAGAUGUAGCUGGUGUCUGAGGAGGUUUCAUGAGGUUGUGUGUGACACAGUGAAGCAGAUAAAGUUGGGCAUCAGUCUGGAGGUUUCCCGAGCCUCUGAAGAUGUACGGCCUGUAUUUGGAAGCAGUGAACGAUUACAUUAACGAAUCCUAUGGAGAGGAUGUGUGGAGGCUGAUCGAGAACCGAGCGGAGAUCCCGCACCUCAAGUUCGUCAGACAUCAGAUGUACAAUGACAACCUGAUCCUCCGACUGGCAAAGGCCGCCGGCGAGGUUCUGGGGAAGACCCACGAUGAGCUGAUGUACGCCUUCGGGGUCUACAUGGUGAAGAGGAUCGGAAACUAUGGAUACGAGCGGAUCCUCAAGGUGUUGGGCCGAAAUGUGCGCGACUUCAUCAACGAGCUGGACAACCUGCACGAGUACUUUCGCUUCUCCUUCCCCAAAGUGCAGCCGCCGAGCUUCUGCGUGGAGGAGGAGUGCGAGACGAGCCUCACGCUUCAUUACCGCAGCACCCGCAAAGGUUUCACCCAGUUCGUCAAAGGGCAGCUGUCUCAGGUGGGACGACAGUUCUACAACACAGACAUCGAGGUGGAGAUCCUGUCUAAAGAGGAGACGGAGAAAAUGACAUAUGUGGUUUACAAGAUGAACUUUGACAACGCGGCCUUCAAGCACCGCAUGCCGCAGCAGAAGACGGCACCGAGCUACGAGAAGCUGCCGAUGAAGCGCGGCAUCUUCUUCGACAUGUUCCCCUUCAGCGUCAUCUUCCGCCGCGACAUGACCAUGUACCGCAUCGGCGAUGGCCUCAAGGAAGUGUUCUCUGACCUCCAGGGCAAGAAGGUCGACGAGGAGUUCGCGCUGGUCAGACCCAUGCUGGAGUUCAGCUGGGACAACAUCUACACUCAUCUGAACAACGUGUUUGAGCUGAUGUCUAAAGCCGUGGUGGAGAGCAAACAGAAGGUCAACAUCCCCAAACUGAACAAAGAGGAGCCGGAGGAGAAGGAGGAGAGCGAGAAAGCAAAGAGGGAAGAAGAGAGAUUACUCAUAGAGACGGUGGAGGACAUGAUUAAAAUGGGUGUUUACGUGAACGAUCUGAACCUGCACGAUUCCAGCAGAGAGCUGAUUUUAGCUGGGACGCAGCAGUCGGCUGAGCUGCAGCUGGCUCUCGAUCAGGAGCAACAAAAAUAUGCUCAGCUGCAGGAAAUCAUCAAGAAGCUGGACGAGGAGAAGAAGAGAGGCGACUCUCUGUUGUACGCCAUGAUCCCCAAAGCUGUGGCCGACCGCCUGCGGAAGGGGAUCACUGCUCUGGAGACGUGCCAGGUGUUCCCAGAUGUGACCAUCCUGUUCAGCGACGUGGUGAAGUUUAACGAGAUCUGCAUCCACAUCACGCCCAUGCAGGUGGUGGACAUGCUCAACGAGAUCUACAUCGUCUUCGACACGCUGAGCGAGAAGCACAACGUCUAUAAGGUGGAGACGAUCCGUGACGCCUACAUGGUGGUGGCCGGCGUGCCCAACAAGACCACCUUCCACGCACACCACACCUGUGACAUGGCUCUGGACAUGUUGAGCUCCAUCGACCACCUGAAAGACCCGUCCACUGGGGACAACAUCCAGAUCAGAGUCGGUAUUCACUCAGGGAUGGUGGUGGCCGGUGUCGUGGGUCUGAAGAUGCCUCGCUACUGUUUGUUCGGCGACACAGUGAACACGGCCUCGCGGAUGGAGAGCAAUGGAGUGGGCAUGCAGAUUCACAUCAGUCAAACCACCAAAGAUCACCUGGAACAUGAACCCUACAUCAUCGAGGAGAGGGGAAAAAUCUUUGUAAAGGGUAAAGGCUACAUGAAGACGUACUGGCUGAAAGGAAAGAAGGAUCUAUCGUUCAAGACCCCGGCAGAGCUGCGCUACAGCGGCGAACAGAAAGACUCCGAGGAGAAGAGCUCUAAUGGCUCCGCAAGCCCCAAUACCAAACGCAUGGCGUCCAACCUCAACAUCGCCAGCAGUGACGAGCAAGCAGAGAGGAAGCCGAGCCCAACCGAACUCCCCCAGGAAACCCUGCCCCCACAAGAGGCCCCCAACGAGCCCCGCAGUCCCUCGGUCGAGCCCCAGGACAAGGAGAAAGCCAAAAAGACUAGGAACAGCAAGGUGUCCAGGUUGGAAGUGCCCCAGGCAACCGCAAUGGUGGAGGAUUUGCCACCCACCGACGGGCUGGAGAACCCGGGUCCUUUACUCAACAUCAAGAGAAACAGCUUCAGGCAGCAGUACGCCAAGCUGCCCACCAACCUGCCCAUGCGCAGCGCCUCCUGCUCCAUUCUGUGAGAGGGAGGCCGCAGUGAGAGGAUGAGACAACGCCACCAUGCGCCGAGGGUUUAAAGUUUUAUCAGGGGCCAGACAAAUGGUUACAGACGAUCUGUAUUUUUACAUCAUGUCCGAGGGGUGGGACAGAUUUUGGCUUUUAUUACAUCGAGAGUCAAACAAGAGUUUCUUGGCAACUUAAACUUAACACCAAUGUUAACUUUUAAAGAUUUCCCACUAAAGUUCACCUGCACACUUCAGGUGUUAGCUGAAGAAAAAUCCCUCUACACUGUUUUCAAAUGGAUAAAAAGAUGUUCUUCAGCAUUAAACUACAGGACGACGAUGAGAUUAAUUCAGAUUUUCUUUACACGAUUUGCUGUAUUUUUGAUAAGAAAUCCAUCUCACUGAUUUUACUUCAACAGGAAAAAUGCUCAAAUAUAUAAUGACAACAAAUGACAGGAUGUUUUGGGAAAUGAAAAUAAACCAUCUGAUUACAGGGUUUACAUUAUCUGACCAAGACCGGAGAGCGUCCACAUUACGGAUGCUUCAUUUCAUUCACUGAGAAUAGACGUGAUAGGUUGUAUUUUAUUAAAAGUAGACGAAUGGCCAUUCAGCGUAGAGUUUCACAACAUUGUCUCCGUGAGUUCGAGCCUCUGUAUGUAACUGACUGCAUUUGUUUCACUGUAUGACAGUGUCUAUUUAUAUAAAACUGUAUGU
Molecule: messenger RNA, 3027 nt
Organism: Paralichthys olivaceus (Japanese flounder)
Lineage: Eukaryota; Metazoa; Chordata; Actinopteri; Pleuronectiformes; Paralichthyidae
Source: RefSeq, a predicted model, not a curated record